Hevea brasiliensis (rubber tree) is the source of this 1375-nucleotide messenger RNA. RefSeq names its product 2-hydroxyisoflavanone dehydratase. The record is from RefSeq and is a predicted model, not a curated record. The coding region runs from base 148 to 1122 and encodes 324 amino acids. The transcript has a single exon. Lineage: Eukaryota; Viridiplantae; Streptophyta; Magnoliopsida; Malpighiales; Euphorbiaceae. Gene Ontology annotation, molecular function: hydrolase activity.
ACCGACUUGCUUGGUGUUGAAAACGCUGAUAUUUUCAAGAUGGUCAGAAGUGCGAGCUGAUCAGCGACUAUAAAUUUCUCGGCAGCACUUGCUAAUUGAUCAUCGAUUCUUGUACCUUAUACUUUGAGAUCUUUCUUAGGCAUAUUAAUGGGUUCCAUUGACAAGGAAGUAGAGGUUGAGAUAGCCCCUUUUGUCAGAAUUUACAAGGAUGGCUCUGUGGAACGACUAAUGGGAGCUCCAAUCGUGCCUCCGUCAUCUCAAGACCCAGAAACCGGUGUCUCAUCCAAGGACAUCACCAUCUCACAGAACCCUCCCAUCUCAGCAAGACUCUACCUUCCAAAGCUCACUGAACCCACCCAGCAGGUACUCCCUAUCUUGGUCUACUUCCAUGGUGGAGGCUUCUGCAUCGAUUCUGCCUUCUCCUUAAACGAAACCAAAUACAUGAACAGCUUGAUUUCUCAAGCCAAAGUCGUUGCUAUCUCAGUAGAGUACAGGUUAGCCCCCGAACAUCUUCUCCCGAUUGCUUAUGAAGACUGUUGGGCUGCCCUUCAAUGGGUUGCAUCACACUCUAUCGAAAAGGGAAUCAAUAAUAAAGACCCAUGGAUAUCAAAUUAUGGUGAUCUUGGGAGACUUUAUAUUGGUGGUGAUAGCGCAGGGGCCAAUAUUGCUCACAAUAUACUCAUGCGAGCUAGCACUGAAGCCUUGCCUGGAGAUGUCAAGAUUUUCGGUGCUUAUCUCACCCACCCUUUCUUCUGGGGCGCAGAACCAGUAGGGUCAGAAUAUAGAGUAGAACGCGAGAAGCAGAUAACAUACACGCUUUGGGCUAUGGUAUAUCCGUCGGCUCCCGGUGGCAUUGACAAUCCAAUGAUGAAUCCGGUUGCUUCAGGAGCUCCAAACUUGGGUGGACUUGGGUGUUCCCAGUUGCUAGUCAGUGUUGCUGAAAAGGAUUUGUUGAGGGAUAGGGGUAUUUUGUACCAUAAAGCAGUGAAGGAAAGUGGAUGGAAAGGAGAAGUGGAACUCAUUGAUGUAGAGGGAGAAGGUCAUGCUUUCCAUAUUCUGAAUUGUGAGACCGAGAGUGCUAAGAAUUUGAUCAAACGCUUGGCUUCUUUUCUGCUAAAGUAACAGAUUCUUGGGCUAUUCGGAGGCAGGGUAUGUCAACAAAUAAGCAUAGACGCUAGACAAUUUCCCGUUUUCUUUAUAUUAUACGUGCCUGUUUUCUGUUAUUCCCUUCCUUCUGCUUGGAAUCUGAUUGUGGUUGAAAUUUAGUGUGGUAGUUAUUAGGAUGCAUUUUAUCUUUGUGAUCUUUAAUUCUCCUUUUCAUUUUAAUCGUGCAAUAUUCUCUCUCAGAAACACAAGUACUUCUUUCUUCUUCUCA